GCAGAUGGGCGUGGGGUGAAAAAGAAGCACAGAAAAGAACAGAAGGACUCAUUUAAAGGAAGGAAAGUUGAACAGGGUGCUAGACAUAUGACAGAUACUCCUGGUUUGGUUUAAAACAUGCCACAUGCCACGUAGCAUGUGAAAGAAGCCAUCCUAGCCUGUUCUACAAAGUAUAAUAAGGCAAAAAUUAUGUAUCAGUUUUUGGGAGCAUCAUUUCUUUUGAGUCAGCUGCUGUGGCACACUAGUGAAACCAAGUGUGGGGAGGAUAACUAUGUGAUCAAUGUAAUGAUGCUAAAUGACCCUGACUAUCCAAUGACUUCAGGAAACUUAAAACCAACUGUAGAACUGGGCCUCCAACUGGUGCGUGACAUUCUGAAAGAGAACAACAUUAGCGUCAAUGUCAGUGCUACAUAUGAUGUGUCCAACACAUCUGUCUAUUCCUCACAACGGUGCCGCAGUAGCACUUGUGAAGGUGUGGCAUUUGUUAAACAACUUGAAACCCAAAGGAAACUUGGGUGUGUUGUCCUAGGUCCCACAUGUUCAUUUGCCACAUAUCAAUUGGUCUCAUUAGAACACGUAUUGGACCUCCCUCUGAUUUCUGUUGGGAGUUUUGGUUUGUCUUGUGACUUCAAAGAAAAAUUAACAAGAAUGUUAACUCCAGCUAGGAAAGUGACCUACUUCUUGAUUAAUUUCUGGAAAAAUGUCAGUUUGCCAUUCAAAGUUGUUGUGUGGGAAACAGUUUAUGUCUAUAAGAAGAAUGACAUCACUGAAGACUGCUACUGGUAUAUGAAUGCCCUAGAUGCUUCAGUUACAGAAAUCUCAACAUACAUGAAAUUCAAGGAAAUUAUAAGGAGCCCAGAGCAGUUGCAAGAUAUUGUGAAAAGUUCAAGUCGAAAAAGCAAUGUAAUCCUCACAUGUGGCACCCCAGAUGAUAUCAAAAUAGCCCUUGGGAAAGAAAAGGUGGAUGAUGAUAUAGUUUUCAUCCUGAUAGAUCUUCACAGUAACAUUUCUUAUGAAAAUACUCCCUCAGCUAGUUACAUGCGGAAUGUCCUUGUCCUGACUCUGGCACCAACAAACUACAGCGCAGUUUUAAAUCAUAAUGGGACUCUCAUGGAUCCUGAAAAGCUGAAAAAUGACAUCAUUGUGGGAUACUUGGAUGCUGUCUUACUCUUUGGACAUGCUUUGAAAGACCUUAAGUCCAGACAAGAAUCAAUUUGUUCUAUUGACUUCCUCAGCCAUUUCCGGAAUGUCACUUUUCAAGGUAUUCUAGGUCCUCAAACUUUGGAUGGAUAUGGAGAUAUUGAUGUCAAUUUCAGUAUGUUCUACACAUCAGUGGAUAACUUUGAAUUUAAAACCCUCCUGUGGUUUGACACACACCUGAAUGAAACAGUUGUGAAGACAAAGAAGCCAUUAUUCACCUGGAAAAAAUACAAGUUGCCUAAUGAUAUCCCUAACAGUGGUCCCCCCAUCCUGACUAUAGCUGUUUUCACACUUACUGCAACGGUGGUGCUAGUUCUGAUCAUUGCUUUGCUGGUGCUGAGGAAGUACAGAAGAGCCAAUGAACUCCGGCAAAAGAGAUGGUCCCAUAUUCCUCCUGAGAAGAUACUGCCGUUGAAUACCAAUGAGACAAGUCAUGUUAGUCUGAAGAUUGAUGAAGACAAAAGGCGGGACACUGCUCAAAGGUUGCGUCAAGGCAAAUAUGAUAAGAAGGUGAUAAUCCUGAAGGAUUUCAAACACAAUGAUGGAAAUUUUACAGAGAAACAGAAAAUAGCUCUGAAUAAGCUUCUUCAGAUUGAUUAUUACAACCUGACUAAAUUCUAUGGGACAGUCAAGAUGGACACAAUGAUCUAUGGAGUAAUUGAGUACUGUGAAAGGGGAUCAUUGCGGGAUGUCUUAAAUGAUAAAAUUUCCUACCCUGAUGGAACCUUCAUGGACUGGGAAUUUAAAAUUUCUGUCAUGUAUGACAUUGCUAAGGGAAUGUCUUACCUGCAUUCAAGCAAAACAGAGGUCCACGGGCGCCUGAAAUCCACAAAUUGUGUUGUUGAUAAACGCAUGGUUGUGAAGAUUACUGAUUUUGGCUGCAAUUCUAUUCUGCCACCUAAAAAAGAUCUCUGGACUGCUCCUGAACACCUCCGUUGUGGUGAUGUAUCUCAGAAAGGUGAUGUAUAUAGCUAUGGAAUUAUAGCACAAGAAAUUAUUCUGCGUAAAGAGACCUUCUACACUAACCAUUGUCGGGAUUCUAAAGAAAAACUUUAUAGAGUAGAAAGCAGCAAAGGAGCACGACCAUUCCGGCCAGAUCUUUUAUUGGAGACAGAGGGGGAGCGAGAGCAAGAAAUAUAUUUUCUAGUGAAAAGCUGCUGGGAAGAAGAUCCAGAGAAGAGACCAGAUUUUAAGAAAAUUGAAACUACUCUAGGUAGGAUAUUUAGCAACUACCACAGCCAAAACAAUGAGAGCUAUAUGGACACAUUGAUCCGACGUCUGCAGUUGUAUUCACAAAACCUGGAGCACUUAGUAGAAGAGAGAACCAAGCUGUACAAAGCAGAACGAGAUAGAGCUGACAAACUCAAUUUCAUGCUUCUCCCAAGACCUGUGGUGACGUCUUUGAAGGAAACUGGACGUGUAGAACCAGAAUUGUUUGAAGAAGUCACCAUCUACUUCAGUGACAUUGUGGGCUUCACAACCAUAUGUAAAUACAGCACACCUAUGGAAGUGGUAGACAUGCUGAAUGACAUCUACAAGAACUUUGACCACAUUCUUGAUCAUCAUGAUGUUUACAAGGUGGAGACCAUUGGAGAUGCAUAUAUGGUAGUAAGUGGUUUACCAAACAGAAACGGUAACCGUCAUGCAGUGGACAUUUCCAUGAUGGCCCUGGAUAUACUCAGCUUCAUGGGAUCAUUUGAAUUACAACAUCUUCCAGGUCUUCCUGUAUGGAUUCGAAUAGGAAUUCAUUCUGGUCCUUGUGCAGCUGGUGUGGUUGGGAUUAAAAUGCCUCGUUACUGCUUGUUUGGAGACACGGUGAACACAGCUUCAAGAAUGGAGUCUACAGGUUUACCCCUACGGAUUCAUGUAAGUGGUUCCACUAUUGCUAUUCUGAAGAGGACAGACUGUCAGUUCCAGUAUGAAGAACGAGGAGAAACUUAUUUGAAGGGCAAAGGAACUGAGAUUACUUAUUGGCUGACAGGUGUGAAGGAUCAGCAAUAUAAUCUUCCAUCACCUCCUUCUGUGGAGAAUCAGCAGCGUUUGCAGGCUGAUUUUGCUGAGAUGAUAAAGGACUCAUUGCAAAGAAGACCAACAGGAGAUUGCCAGAUGCAAGAGAUUUCGUGCAUAACUAGUUACUGCAAAGGCACUCUGGAAUAUCUGCAAUUGGCUACUACAGAACGCCCUGCCACUUAUCUGUAAAAUUGGAUAGGAACAAGUUAGGAAUAAAAAGAUUUUAGAUUCCCACCACCACCACCACCCAUUUGUAGGAUUGAGGAGAGUAAGAUUGGUUGAAAACAGAAUGUUGAUCAUUCCUUUAAGUAUCAUUAAUCAGAGUCCAUGGCACCUUUUCCAACUAACAAAUUUUAUUAAAAGACAUGUAGUUUUCAUGACAGCAGCUCAUUUUUAAUAAAAUGUGGUAGUCUGCAAAGAUACUACAAGACUUCUGAUUUUUGGCUACCAUAGACUAACAUGGCUCUCUACAAUGUCUACUUGUAUAUCGUUAGCAAUCAUCUGUGAAAAGAUUCCCUUUGCAUUUCCAAAAUGCAAAUAACCUAGUGCAAGAUACUUCUGUACUUUAAUAGCACACUGCCUUUUGGAUAUGCGGGGAACAAAGUAAGAGGCUGUCAGUUACAGCUUUCACAUUCAGUUUGUUGCUUAUGGUCAAAUAGGAGCAUAGCAAAGCUGACUUCUCUAUAAUGUAAAGUGACUUUAACUAUUAUAUAGGUACUCUCGAUUGCAUAGACUGAUCCUUCCCUGCUCAGUUCAGUGAUUGAUGUUACAGUGGAUAUAGGCAGUUAGAGGGAAGUCUAGUACAAUUUAGAAAUAUGUGUGACCUUAUCCUACAUAUCUUCCUCUAUAAGCUAUUUUGAGUGUAUAGGAAUAUAAGUAAAGAGGGAAGCAAGCAGUGAAUGCCAAGCCAUUCCUGUUUGAAACUGUUUAGCCAUACUUUAAAAGUGAAGUCUGAUGUUUUUAGGCUAAACUCUUCCCUCACGGUUAGAUAGAUUGUGCUGCAUUUGUUUCCUCAUAGAAAUAGCCCCAUUUUAUCUGCCAUUUAAAAUCUGUUAAGGCAUUGAUUUUUCAUGAUUUGUUUGUUAUAUGUUUGGAAACAUAACCAGCACAUUUGAAAAGACAAUAAUUUUUUUUUUGGAUAAGAGUAUCUUGCGGCAUUGGCUCUCACCCUGUUACAGAUGAAAUUUGAAUAUAUACCUACACCCACACCCACAUAUAGGUAUAGAUAUAUACACAGAUAUACAUACACUUAUUUGGAUGUGGGCAUCUUGUUGCUGUCCUAUAUAGGUGUUUUCUUUCAUACAUGAUUUUAUUUUGUAUUCUAUAACACUGAGAGUAAUUGUAUUCUGUUUGGAGGGUCAUUUGUGUGGCAGGAAAACAGGAUUCAAAAUGUUGCAAAUAAACAGCUGCCCAUUUUUGGCUCUUCACUAGCAAUACUUUGCUGAUAGUCAGGAUUCAGAGUAGCCUGAGCUCCUUCCAUACCUAGAUCUGCGUAUCAACUUCUUGCCCAAUGUUUUCCAAUAAAUUAUGAAAUGAAAGCAUACUCCUUUCCAAUAUAGUUUCCAUUCAGUUUUUACAGUUUAAUAAAUGAUGAAAACAAUUGAUGAAAGCAAAUAUUUUUGUAAAUUAAAAUCCUUUAUACUUUUCCUAUUGAGGUCUUAUGAUUAUUACGUGUAUAAAAAGAGGAAGAAAGCCAUUUUAAGAUCAUAUAUGUAUUCUAGAUAACCUAGAAUAUAAAGUCUUAUUAGAGACCGGUUAUAAGGCAAAACCAAUUGAAUUCUGCAUUACUGUAUUUUCCCCGAGAAAGGUAGGGCCUUGUCUGGACUACUAUGAGCCAGAAGACUCUCACUGAGUCUAAAACUCCACUCAGCUGCAGAGAGCCUAUACCCACAGACACAUCAUAUGACAGAGGAACAAGUUUUCUUCUGAAUAAAGGCAUACUCAAAAGUAGGGCAACUUGAAAGCAAGAAAUUGCAUUAAGUUGAUUUAAUGACUAACUUCACAUAUCACACUAAGCUAUAGCCUAUUGAAUAGUGGUUUAUUGAAUACAGUGCAUCUGGUGAAAAAGGCCUCAAAGCAAAUUAAAAGGUAAAACCUCUUUUGAAUCAAGCUCAACUUUAUGUACAGGUCCAUGCAAUUUUCUUGGCAACAAUAAAAAAAAUAUGUUUGCCGUUGCCUCCUUCCAGAUGUUUUUUCAAUUUCUCAGACUAGCCUACAACUCUGUAUGACUUUAAACUGAAAGCAAAAGGCAGUUAAACAGAAAACAACUUCACUGCAUCCAAUUCAAGUUUGAUUAACAUUUUUCAUCUGCAGUAGUCAGAUAUAAAUCCUAAAUAGACAUUAUAGUAUAAUACAUCUAAAAAGCUAUUUCUUCCUAAGUAAAACCCUGUAAUUUGAAGAAGCAUAAAAUAUGAAAAGUAACUUUGCCAUUAAUAAGCAUGCUCUGCUUAUGCUGUGGUUGAUAGGAAAAUGGAGGCUUCAUCAAUAUUUAUCAAUCUAAAAAAUAACUAGCACACAUACCUUUGCUUGUUUACAAGAUUCUCUUCCACCUAAAAUAAUGACAGAAUCAUAAUUAUUUCUGAUGCAUAAUAUUUGUAAGACUGCAUUCUGCUUUCUUCAAGUUCCAUGUAAAAUCAGCUUUGGGAAUGUCCAAUAUCUAAUAUGGGUUCUAAACUACUGAUUUACUUGCAUGUGUGGUUAGCACAGGAAAAAUAAAAUGACAGCUUUAGGUUUGUUGGUAUACUAUUGUAUUUGUAACUGAUAAGAAUUACUUGUGGUUGAGAACAAGACAACACCUUCCUUUGUUCAUGACUAAGAUGAAGUAGGGACUGUUAAAGAGAUAAACAUUUAAAGUAACCUUUAGACCAUAAGGAAGUAACUUUUGACCUUGCCUUUUAACAAAAUGACAGGACUGCUUGACUUCUUCAGAUCAACUUAAGUUGAUGAUGGAACUUUAACAAGAUAAUGAUUCUUUUUAUACAACCCAUGAUAGUAAAACUCUUGAGGAAAUGUCAACUCUGUGUUAUUCAGAUAUUUAAAACUGAAUAAUUCAGAUAAUUCAAUCAAUAGGUUUAUGCAGAGAACUGCAGAGAUGACUUUGGAGAAGGUAUGUGAAGCCUGUUAGCAAAACAUUGACUUGGCACCGGGAAAACCAAAUAGCAUGAGAAAGAAACUUAAAGUUGC
Molecule: messenger RNA, 6393 nt
Organism: Python bivittatus (Burmese python)
Lineage: Eukaryota; Metazoa; Chordata; Lepidosauria; Squamata; Pythonidae
Gene: GUCY2C
Product: guanylate cyclase 2C
Biological process (GO): cGMP biosynthetic process; protein phosphorylation; receptor guanylyl cyclase signaling pathway
Cellular component (GO): plasma membrane
Molecular function (GO): adenylate cyclase activity; protein kinase activity; guanylate cyclase activity
Source: RefSeq, a predicted model, not a curated record